UGGAGCCGUCCGCUCCGAUCGGCGCCGCCCGCCCGGGCGGGUCCGGGGCCGCCCCCUCCUUCUCCCCGCAGCGCAUUCGCCGCGGGGCCCCCCUCCUGUGACGUCAGCGCCGCCUAAAAAAGCGCCCCGGCAGGCAGGCAGGGCACCGGCUGGGCAGCGGCCGCAGCGGCGACAGCGACGGCGGCGACAGCAGCAGCGCGCCCCGCCGACAUGGUGUCCCCCGUCACCGUGGACACUUUUAACAAGAGUCAAAACCCAUGAGCUCUAAGUCUGCAGUGCAACGGAUAGCGGGAAGGAACGACACAAGGAGGCAUGGUCCAUGGAGAGGAUCAAGCCAGGACUGCUUGUUUGUGCUGGCUGCCAGGUGAAGAGUGAAGGCCCCAAACUUGUCCCCUUCUUUAAAGCCACAUGUGUCUAUUUUGUCCUCUGGCUGCCAACUUCCAGCCCCUCCUGGUUCAGUGCCCUCAUUAAAUGUCUGCCCAUCUUUUGCCUGUGGGUUUUCCUUCUGGCUCAUGGGAUUAACUUCUUAGUGUCACACCGGAGUGCCAGCCGCAUCCUAGCGGGACUCAUAUUCUCGGCAGUGGGAGACGCCUUUCUCAUCUGGCAGGAGCAAGGCUACUUCAUUCAUGGUCUGCUGAUGUUUGGCAUCACACACAUCCUGUACUCUUCAGCCUUUGGCAUGAAGCCUUUGGACCUCAAAGCCGGCUUGCUGAUGGGCGUCGUUUCCAGUUCCUGCUAUGCCUUCCUGUACUCCUACCUCUCGGGUCCGUUCACCUACCUGGUGGCCGUCUACAUCGCCCUCAUCGGCUUCAUGGGCUGGCGGGCGGUGGCGGGCGUGCAGCUGUGCAACGACCUGUGGACGUGGACCAAGCUGUCGGCCUGCGUGGGCGCCAUGCUCUUCAUGGUGUCGGACCUGACCAUCGCGCUCAACGAGUUCUGCUUCCCCGUGCCCUACUCGCGCUUCAUCAUCAUGGCCACCUACUACGCGGCCCAAAUGCUGAUCGCGCUGUCGGCCGUGGAGACCAGAGAUGAAGAGGACUUCAGGAAGAGGAGCUAGGUGGAGUGCCAACAGGCUGUGAACACAUGGGUUAUAUCUCAGGUGCUGUAGCUGCAUUCACCCCUGAGAGAGAUCUCCAUUUCUCUAGGCACACUGGUGAUGUUGAUUUUGCUUCUUUGAAGCAUUACCUUUGGGAAUUACAUUAUUUUUCAUUGGCUUUCUCUGAAUACAGCUUACUUCAGUGUGGAGUCCACAUCAGAAAGCUUAGACUGUCCCUGCAGUAGUUACUCAUUCCACUUUUCUUCCUUGGAAAUGCUGUACUACUGCAUUUUACUUGUUAGUUUUGAAAUUGAUGCAGAAUGUCUGGGAAGAAGAGUGCUGGUGGAAAGGAGGUUUGGCCAUGCACUGUGCUAAAAGGCUCGUUCUUGACUGUAGGCAGACAGGCACAGAUCUCUGCUAAAGUCAUAGGUAACAAUUAAUUUAAUUGAUGUUUGUCUCUUUUUGUGCAUUACAGUAUGCAAACUGGAGCUAUUCCUCUACUGACAGGAAGCUCGGAGGGAGAAUAAAAAGAGCAUACCCAGCUGUGAGCUGAGCUCUGGAGUCAAUGGCAGCGUGUGGGGCAGUACCCAGCAGAGGCAGCAUGAAAGCAGAACCCCAGGCUGAGGGCACACAGCGAGAGGUGUGCUGGCAGUGCUGUGUGCUUUGAUUGCAGUGCUCACUGCUCCAGGGCAGGUCUCUAGGUGCAGGUCAGCAUUGCUGCCUGUGGCAGAGCUGUAGAGAUGUGGGGUAUCAGGGACAUCUCAGUGUUGUCCCUGUGCACAUAGUUACAUGGUGCCUGCAGCCACCAGUGAAAUGUAAUGGGCACAUGAGGAACUUUGAUUUUUAAAGCAGAACUUACUAAUUGUCUUACUUAGUGUAUGUCCUAAUAAUCCUUACUAUAGCAGACAGGCAUCUAAUUUUUAUGCCUUUUUUCUCCAAUGUCCUAACAAGUAAUAUUCCAUGUACCCAUUAAGUUUUAGUAACACUUCCAGUAGUACUUUUAGUACUGCUGCCUGCAGUAUCUUAAACCUUUGUGUGAGCAUUUCCUGUGAUCAAGGCCUGAUUUUGGAUAUAGAUUGCCACGUUUUGCUGGUGGAAAACGAUCCUCUUUGCACCACUUCUUUUUUCAUCAGAAAGUCCCUUUUCAGCAGAGCUUCCUGAAAAGCACUGUCCUUUGUGUUCAACACGCCUGCCACUUCCUUCUCAAACUCACAUGAACUCACAUAGAACCCUGCUAGCUUUUUUUGUUGUGAGAGGUGCUGAGUGGGUCUCCUGUUCCUCUCCAGCCUCACCUGGUGUGUCUGGCAGGGAAUAGACAUUGCCUCCCCACGACUUCUCCAUCAGAGCAAAUGCAGCCAGAAUUACAGAAAUCUGGGUUAACAUCCUGACCCCGUGGGGGCAUCUGCUGCCUUUCAGACAGGGAUCAGAAAGGUCAGCUGCAUUAUGGAGAGGGAAAGCACUGUAGGUGGCAGAGCCCUGUGUAAUCCCUUCCCUUUAAUGCUGUUACGUAAUACUGUCAGUAUUCAUUCACUGGCACAUGGGGGCCUGCCUGGAGUAAACAGCUAAGGGAAUUUAGAGCCAUAAACCAUUUUCAUUCAUCAGCGUUGCUUAUCUCCUGGCCAUAGAUUGAACCCUGCAGUGUAGCUCUCUGCAGAUGUCACCUGCUUUGCUCAGCUUGGUUGUUUGCAAAUCUCCUCCUGCGACAAAGUGACCCAGCUGAGAGGAAGUCUAAGCAUUUGGGGUGAACCCCACCAUCCUCCCAGCAUGUGAGCUAACAGCACACUGCAGUCUUUGAAACCCAGCUCCUUGGCAUGGGUCACCACACUCAGUCCUUAGCUGGCAGUUCUUCAGAGGAGCUCCCCCACAUCCUGAAGCUUUCCUUUGCUUUGAGGAAAAUGCUUGUGUGAUAAAGUAAGCUUUAUUUAAAAGUCUUGAGUUUUGAUUCUCUUUUUUCCCUCUCUAGAAACAAGUAGUCUUGAACAGCCUGAAAACAGCUGAGUUGCUUUUCUGUGUGCUUUUUCUUCUUGGCUUGCUUUGCUGUCCUGCUGUACCAUCAGCCACUGGAUACCUGCAGAAAACAGUCUUGAUGUGUCUCCUCUCGACCACUGGCCAUCAGAGGUGCAGUUUCUGGUGGGACAGCAGAAACUUGUGCAGCCCAAGUGGGCUGUUGUUCCCUUGCUGUCCUGGAACAGGUCACCUGGAGUGACCUGGCUGGGAGACAUUGGCCAGUCACACUGCCUCCAUCCCGCUGCUGCAAUAGCUUCAGCUUUCCCAGGAACAUGAGGCAGAGCCCUCAGCAUACAAAGGAGAGUCCUGCUUGUCUUGGAGGUUUGCUGGCAAAGGCUCUUAAUCUUCAAAAUCUCUCUCUGGCUCUGCAUUCCUCUUUCUAAUCCAUAUUACUUGAACGAGACCAUUUUCCGGGAGGCUCUUUCCUGCUGGGAAGAGACCAGCUGCUGUGGACUGUGAUCUGACACAAUUUUGAGAUGCCUAAAUCCUGAGAAGCAGUAAGCAGUUGCUGGCACUCUGUUAAAUAACUUCUCCUGGGAUUAAAACUGUUCCCUCAACCCCCAGCGAGGGCAAUCUUCACUUUGAAAUAGUGAAGAUUUUCACUAUUUCACACUGCUGUAUCCAAACAUCCUUCUGCAAACCCUGUCUAUGGUCACUUGAGCUUACAUACAUGGUUUGGUUACUUUCUGUAGUUAUCAUCCUCUUGGAGGUCCUUUGGCUCUUUAAUUGGACAUAUAAAAGAUGCAGCAUGUUUACUUCAGCCUCUUUCUGUAGGCAGAUCCUCCUUGCACAGAACUCCCAGGGUUAGUCAGAGAAGCAGUGCUAAUUGCAACUUGUUUUUAGGUGCUAGUAAUGCUGUGUCACAGGGUGAUGCUCAUGUAGAAAUGGCAGGUCAAGAAGAACAAAGCCAGAGGAUUUUAACUUUAAGCUUUACUUUUACUCUGUGCUGGAUACCUGGCUUCUUACUCCUCCCCAGUGAGGCAUCUGUAAGACUGAUUGGUUUAAGGAUUACUCUAACAUGGCUUUUGAGUAGAUUGUUUGAAGGUUUCAUGUUAUCGUCAGUGGAGGCAAUUUAUACAUUUUUACACAAGUUUAUAAAACUCCCAGGAGGAACUUGGCAGUUUUUAGUGGCUCUUCAAAGUUUUCCAGUCCUGUAGUUUGACACUAACACCUGCGUUUUCAUCUUCCUAUUGUGGUAUUUUUGGGAGCUGUUCUGGAAGAAGCAGAUCAAAACAAACAGCAACUGUAGAUUUCAGUGGCUGGUGCCUAUUUCUCUUUGCUUGGUUUCUGAAUACAGACAGGUGGUCUUUUAAGCAGAAGCAUCAUAACUGUGUUUUUGGAAGAGGAUGGGAAGUUGCUGACUUCUCAUGACAGAAAUCGUCCUGCCUUUUAUCCACAUUUGCUCCUUUUGUGGCCUUGGGUGAGUCAGAUUUUCUGGGGCCAGGUCCACAUGUGGUGUAUGAGGACCAGUGCAAUGCCAAGUUAUCCCGGCAGGAGACCAGGCCCUCACCCCGUUCUAAAAUGGAGAUAUUACCCCUUACCCACCUCACAAGGAUAUUGUGAGGAUUGAUGCUCAUACAGCACUUUGAAGAUGUCAAGUGCUAUGUAAGUCACAAGUAUUAUCCAACUUUAAUGUUAAAAUUGCUUCUAAGCAACACGGAAUAUGUGGCUGCCUUUUCAAUUUGCAUCAGAUAGAAAAAAAUUGCAAAAUAUUUAUUCAUGCUGGUUAACAGGAUGGGCUCAGCUAAGCUUGAACUCUGAGGGAGGUUUAGCUUAAAAAUCUGAACUCUCUAAUUUCAGUUUUGCAAAUGAUUUUUAGUUCUUCUAAAACCCUUGACCAAAUUCUUAGCUGUGAACCUUGCAUCCAGCUUUUGCAGUCUAGUCUUGUCCCCCACUGUUAGCUAGAGUAAAUAUAAUCCAGCCAAAACAGAGUGCCUCACAGUCUGCUGUGGCUUUUGAAAAAGCUGGAACAGAAAAUGAAGUCAUUCUGUUCAGCCUUCAGUCUGCAGAAGGUCAGCUGGGUUUCAUGAGAUAACUUUCAAAGGGAUGUUUAAUUUCUCUGAUUGUAAGUUUCACUGGCUUUAAAAUCAGCAGAGAGAGAAAGCCUUGAUGGAAUCAAUAAGGUCGGCAUAUCCUUCUUGGAUUCCUUUUUUUCACCCAAAUGAAGGAAGCAGUGGGUUUUGUAGCAAAGGAAGUGCUUGUACCACCAGUCCCUUGGCCCAGAACAAAAGCUGAUCUAGAAAUACAGCUCUCAACCAUCGCCGUGUUCUCAGCUAGGAUAAAAAUGCCACUGUUCACUGAUCUAAAUCUGGACCACAGCUAGAAACUACCUAGUUUUUGUAGCACUAGCUGCUGUACAAACACAAACGAAGGCAAGGAAUUACACACCAAGGAAUGUGAGCUGUGUAUAUGUGAAAUGGACCAUUAUUUUGAAGCAGCUGCAGUAAAAUCUUAAUACGAACUCAGAAGCAAACACAAUGCAAAUUUUUAUGGUUUCUUUAAAAUAUUUGAUGGGUUUUCAUUUUCUUAGUUUGGAGAAAAUUUUCUUAAUGUUAUUUUAUUUUUGCUCUUACUGUAAAGAAUAAAAAUACACAACUCUAGACAGACUACAAAUGAAAAAAAAGUGGCCAGUUGGCAGGAAUGCCAAAACUUCUGUGGUCUGUAUUGUUUCUGUGGUGACACUAUGCUGCUGUCGGUGAGCUACUGGAGUGGUGUGAUGGCUCAGAAGUGAGGCUGAAGCACAAGAUGCAGGUGUUGAGCCACCAAGACUUCAGUGGGAGCAUGACUGGGCCAAUUUGGAUCAGUCAAAAGACAGAGCAUAAGGAAAUAAAAGACACCUUUUCCUGACAGAAGAGAAGCAAGAAACCAAAACCAGCCCAUUGGGCGAUGGUGCUGAAUCACUACAAACAUUUUUAUCUAGACCCUGCUGGUGCAGGUUCCUGCUGGACCAAGCCUUGCUCCUAAUUCAGCUGGGGAGGCUUGCUCCAAGCCUAUGGUGCUGGCAGGGUCAGGCCAGCAGAACCUGAAGCUUUGUUAAAUAAACCCAAAAAACAGAAAACAACAACAAAAACAAGAAUAAAACCCCAAAACCACAAAAAAAAAAAAAAAAAAAAAAAAACACCAAAAACCAAAAAAACAAAAAACAAGGAAGGAGAAAGCAAAUGCCACUGGGUAAGUGGCAGUUUUGCCUGCCUGAGAAUGCAGAGUGGCUGGUCUGUCCUGAACACUAAUCUCUAUGUCUUGGACCCGUGUGAAUCUCUUGCUCCAGCCCCUCUCCCACACAUUCCAGGCAGAGUGCACUGAAAAAGUGACUGAAGCAGCUGCUCUCCUCUGGGGAGCCAAGCACUUUGCCAUGUCUGAAAGUCUCUAGCACUUACUUUCUUUACUGUGAUUGUAAAGGUCACCACAUGCAGUACAGCCACUUGAUCUGGGAUCUUUUCUUAACACAUUUUUAUGCUGAUUUUACUAUUCUUUGUUUGGAAUGUAAUUUUUUUUCUCAUUUCUUCUGUGUGUAACAGCAAUUAAAAUAUUAAUUUACUCUGUAUUUUUACUGUGCAGAUA
Molecule: messenger RNA, 6604 nt
Organism: Pyrgilauda ruficollis (rufous-necked snowfinch)
Lineage: Eukaryota; Metazoa; Chordata; Aves; Passeriformes; Passeridae
Gene: TMEM86A
Product: transmembrane protein 86A
Exons: 4
Coding region: 320-1057 (245 amino acids)
Cellular component (GO): membrane
Source: RefSeq, a predicted model, not a curated record